This is a messenger RNA of Hirundo rustica (Barn swallow), 1975 nucleotides long. RefSeq names its product mothers against decapentaplegic homolog 4-like. Gene Ontology annotation, molecular function: I-SMAD binding; DNA-binding transcription factor activity, RNA polymerase II-specific; RNA polymerase II cis-regulatory region sequence-specific DNA binding. Gene Ontology annotation, cellular component: heteromeric SMAD protein complex. Lineage: Eukaryota; Metazoa; Chordata; Aves; Passeriformes; Hirundinidae. Bases 190 to 1671 code for a protein of 493 amino acids. The record is from RefSeq and is a predicted model, not a curated record. The transcript is spliced from 11 exons. Gene Ontology annotation, biological process: cell differentiation; transforming growth factor beta receptor signaling pathway; BMP signaling pathway.
ACCUCAAACCCCCCCCUCGCCAGCUUCCCCAAGCUGGGGACAAACUCCGGCUGGGACUGAGGUGGUGCGCCAUGGAACGCGGGCAGUGGGUGACGCGGACGGCUUUGUCCCACGUCCCGGUCACCCGCAGAGUGCCACCUUCCCCCGCGCGAGGGCAGGGUGACACGGCGCCGUGUGCCUUGCAGCGCCAUGUCCCUGGGCAGCGACAGCGGCCCCGGCAUCGUGCACAGCCUGCUGUGCCACCGCCAGGGAGGGGACAGCGAGGCCUUCGCCCGCCGCGCCAUCCAGAGCCUGCUGAGGAAGCUGAAGGAGAAAAGGGACGAGCUGGACGCGCUGGUGGCCGCUGUCACCUCCGGCGGGGCACAGCCCGGACAGUGUGUCACGGUCCAGCGCACCCUGGACGGGCGGCUCCAGGUGGCCGGCAGGAAGGGGUUCCCCCACGUCAUCUACGCCCGGCUCUGGCGCUGGCCCGACCUGCACAAAAACGAGCUGAAACCCGUCAAAUUCUGCCAAUUCGCCUUCGACCUCAAGUGCGACAGCGUUUGCGUCAACCCCUACCACUACGAGCGAGUGGGGACCCCCGCCAGCGGUCUGAGCAUCCAGAGCACAGUGCCCCCCCCGCGCCCGGUGAAGGAGGAGUUUGUCCAUGCCUGUGUGCAGAUGGAGCUGCCGGCCCACGGGGAACCGGGGGCCGAGACCCCCGCCCAGCCCUACCGAGUACAGCCCCCACCCCGGCGGCCCCCUGAGACCCCCCGGAUCUACCCCGCGCUCCCCAUGGCGCCCCAAGUGACCCCUCAGGACCCCCUGCACCCCCUGCCCCACCCCGAGGGCCCCCCAGCACAGCCCCCCCUGCAGAACGGGUACCCCGAAGGACCCCAGCACGGUUCCCCACUGAGCUGGACCGGUGCCACCGCCUACACCCCGAGUUUGGGGGGGUCACGGCCCCCCACCCCACAACACCCCGGCAGCCGGAGCCGCCCGCAGCCCCCCCAGCACCACCCCAACCACUGCUGGCCCCCCCACCAUAACCCCGUGCUCCAGCCCCCCGUGUCCACCCACCCCGGGCCGGAAUUCUGGUGCUCCAUCGCCUACUUCGAGCAGGACGUGCAGGUGGGGGAGAUCUUCAAGGUGCCCUCGAGCUGCCCCAGCGUGGUGGUGGACGGGCUGCACAUCGGGAAGGGCGUGCAGCUGGAGCGGCGCGGGGAGGGCGACGUGUGGAUGCGCUGCCGGAGCGACCACGCCGUCUUCGUGCAGAGCUUCUACCUGGACAGGGAGGCCGGCAGAGCCCCCGGGGACGCCGUGCACAAGGUGUACCCCGGGGCGCACAUCAAGGUGUUUGACCUGCGCCAGUGCCACCGGCAGAUGCAGCAGCAGGCGGCCACUGCCCAGGCUGCGGCCACCGCUCAGGCCGCUGCUGUGGCCGGCAGCAUCCCCGGGCCUGGCUCGGUGGGUGGCAUCGCCCCGGCCAUCGGGCUGUCGGUGGCCGCGGGGCUCGGCGUGGACGACCUGCGGCGCCUGUGCCUCGUUAGGCUGAGCUUUGUUAAGGGCUGGGGGCCCGACUACCCCCGGGCCAGCAUCACCUGCACGCCCUGCUGGAUCGAGGUGCACCUGCACCGCGCCCUGCAGCUGCUCGACCACGUCCUGCACGCCCUGCCCGACGCCCACGCCUGACUCCUGGAAGGAGCAGCCGAAAAAGAAAAAAGGGGAGAAAAAAAAAGGCAAAAAAAUUUGAAGCGACUUGACCAAAAAUACGUUGGUUUAACGGUUAUUUAAUGGAUGGGGGCCGGGGUUUGUGGCCUGGGUGUAGUGCAGCCCUCGGCGCUGAUUUCCACCUCCCGGUUUAACUUUUGUAUGAAAAUAAACGGAGGAAAAAAAUAUUUAAAAAGCCAAAAAAAAAAGGUGAAAGUAACACCACCAUGUUUUAACAAUUACUUAUGGGUAGGGUUGGAGUCUGUAGCCUGGGUGCCUCAGCGCC